This is a messenger RNA of Dioscorea cayenensis subsp. rotundata (Guinea yam), 3704 nucleotides long. Its product is annotated as receptor-like protein kinase. The transcript has 2 exons. Bases 21 to 3353 code for a protein of 1110 amino acids. Gene Ontology annotation, cellular component: plasma membrane. NCBI's taxonomy places the organism in Eukaryota, Viridiplantae, Streptophyta, Magnoliopsida, Dioscoreales, Dioscoreaceae. The record is from RefSeq and is a predicted model, not a curated record. Gene Ontology annotation, molecular function: ATP binding; protein binding; protein kinase activity. Gene Ontology annotation, biological process: protein phosphorylation; hormone-mediated signaling pathway.
AGUGCAAACUCGAAACAACCAUGUUGUUGCCUCAGUUGCUCACCUUCUUCACCACCACCUUCAUCAUUUUGGUCUUCUCAACCACCGCCGCCGACCUUUCACUCCCUCACCCUCUCAUCUCCUUCCUUGAAAGCCUCCCAAAAUCCUCACAGCGCCUGCUUCUCUGGAACAACACCCUGCCACCCUGCCAAUGGCCGGGUGUCUCCUGCUCUUCCAACUCAACAAGCAUCACCUCAAUCGACGUCUCGAGCCUCGGCCUCUCCGGCCAACUCUCCUCCUCCGCUCCCCAUCUCUGCCGUAUCACCACCCUCCGUGAGAUCAUUCUCAGCUACAACAACUUCUCCGGCCCUAUUCCCCCUUCCCUCUUCCACUGUCCUUCACUCACCAGCCUCCGCCUUGGCUUCAACUCCCUCUCCGGUCCCAUCCCUCCAGACGUCCUCUUCGCCACGCAUCUCACCAAGCUCAACCUUCGCAGCAACUUCCUCUCUGGCAGCAUUCCCAAACAACUCCUCUUCCACCUCCCCAACCUCCAAGUUCUAAAUCUAUACACUAACAAUCUCACUGGCCCUUUACCUGACUUCCCACCUUCAUGCUCUGUUUACAAGCUCUAUCUCAACGAAAACAUACUCUCUGGCCCUCUCCCUCCUACUCUUUCCAACUGCGUCAACCUCACCGAUUUUUUCGUUUCUUCAAACAAGCUCUCAGGAGUAAUCACUAGUGAUGCAUUUGUGGGUCUUCGGAAUCUGCAGUACCUCUUCAUGGAUUUCAAUGACUUCACCGGCGAGUUGCCGAGGAGUUUGUUUGGUCUCACUAGUUUGACCAAGCUGAUCCUUUCUAAAAACCAGUUUAAUGGCACUAUACCUGAAGGCAUUGGCCAACUUCAGUCUCUGACCGAGAUUUUCCUCUGGGGGAACAAUCUCACCGGCCCCAUUCCUCGCUCUGUAGGUACUCUUGCACUUCUGAAAAAACUGGAGCUUUCAACUAACCAGCUUGUGGGGCCUUUACCACCUGAGAUUGGGAACUGCAGUUCCUUGGUUGAACUUCAGCUUCAAUAUAAUCUCAUCGGAGGUCCUAUCCCGCCCGAGAUUUCCAAUCUGGAGAAGCUGGAGAAGUUCUACCUCUUUGCUAACAAGUUGGAGGGAAUCAUUCCACCGCAGAUUGGAAAUAUGACCAGUCUCAUCGACUUGCAGCUUUACAGCAACAGCUUGAGUUUCCGGAUUCCUGCAGAGGUCGUUUACUUGAGGAACUUGAGGUAUAUGUCAUUGGCUUUCAACAAGCUUUCCGGCGAGGUGCCUGGGGAACUUGGCCGGAACUUGUCCUAUGGUUUGGUGAAGUUGGACUUGACUGGAAAUGAUUUCCAUGGGCCAAUACCUCCAUAUCUCUGUGAAGGGGGUAAACUCAAUGUUUUGGUUAUCGGGAUUAAUCGAUUCAAUGGUAGUUUUCCUACCAGCAUUGCCGGGUGUUCUUCUCUUCGGAGGUUUACUUUGAAAAACAAUCUUCUCCAUGGAAGCAUACCUGAUAAUAUGCCUGCAAAUCCUGGGAUUUCAUACAUGGACCUCAGUAAUAACUUUUUUGACGGCCAUAUUCCUUCUAUUCUUGGUUCUUGGACCAACCUUUCAAUGCUAAAUAUAUCCAAUAAUCUUCUAUCUGGGUCCAUCCCUCCUGAACUUGGCAAUCUCAAGAAACUGGGAAAGCUCUCGCUUUCUGCAAACAAACUGAAUGGAUCCAUACCUUCUGAAUUAGGCAACUGCACAGAGCUUCUGGAGUUGGUCCUUAGUAAUAACCUUCUUUCAGGGAGAAUUCCUGCGGAGGUUGUGGUAUUGGACAAACUGAGGAAUCUAUUGCUCUCUGGGAACAAAUUCUCUGGAGGUAUACCUGAUUCUUUUACACCAACUCAAGAUCUUUUAGAAUUGCAGCUUGGUGACAAUAUGGUUGAAGGCUCCAUUCCUUCCAGUUUAGGUAGUCUUCAGUACAUUUCCACUGCUCUCAACCUCAGUAGUAAUAGAUUGAAUGGUAGCAUUCCACCUAGUAUUGGCCAACUUCGUGGCCUGGAAGUGCUUGACCUGUCCAACAAUUUCUUGUCUGGUGAGAUCCCUUCAAGAUUGAGUGACAUGGUUGCUCUUACCUUUGUGAAUGUUUCUUCUAAUCAACUCUCUGGUAGACUACCUGAGGGCUGGAUUAAGUUUUUAAAUUCAUCACCAGAUUCAUUUUCAGGUAAUCCAGCACUAUGUAUAGUUGGCAAUUAUUAUUGCCAAAAGGAAGCAAAAGAACAUGGCCAUGAAAUUCACUGGGCAAUAAUACUUGUUAUUGUUGUUCUUGGUAUAAUUUUCUGUUUAGUAGGAAUGCGCAUAGCCACAUAUGUUGCAGCUGGGAGAGCACAGGAUGGUUCUUCUCAUCUUCCAUCGUCCAUUCGUAGUGUUGACUCGGUGGCAGACUUCCCUGAAGAUCUUACAUAUGAGGAUAUAUUGCGAGCUACUGAAAACUUGAGUGAGAAGUAUGUGAUUGGGAGAGGAAAACAUGGUACUGUUUACCGGACAGAGUUUGAGGCUGGAAAACUCUGGGCUGUGAAGAGGGUCGAUUUGUCACAGUCCUGUUUCAUACUUGAAAUGAAGGUUUUGAGUUCAGUGAAGCACCGAAAUCUAGUGAAGGUGGCAGGCUAUUGUGUGAAAGAUGGAUUCGGUAUGAUAAUUUAUGAGUACAUGCCUGGUGGCACUCUUUUUGAUACUCUACAUGACAGGAAAACACAAGUUGCAUUGGAUUGGGAAACCCGGCAUCGAAUUGCUUUAGGCAUAGCGCAAGGUCUUUCUUAUCUUCACCAUGAUUGUGUGCCGCGGAUAGUUCAUAGAGAUGUUAAAUCUAACAACAUACUGAUGGAUUCUGACUUGGAACCAAAGAUUGGAGACUUUGGAACAGCAAAACUAUUAGGUGAUGCAGAAUCAAGCUCAACAGUGUCUGUGGUUGUAGGAACUCUUGGUUACAUUGCUCCAGAGAUUGGAUAUUCGACCAAAGUGACAGAAAAAUCAGAUGUUUACAGCUAUGGAGUUGUUCUGUUAGAACUUCUUUGCCGGAAAUUGGCAGUGGAUCCAAAUUUUGGAGAUGGUGUUGAUAUCGUGACCUGGAUAAGAUCAAAACUAGAAAAUGCAGAUAUGUUUAGCCGUCUCUCUUUGCUUGAUGUGGAGAUGCAGUACUGGAUGGAAGAUGAGAAAAAUAAAGCGCUCGAACUAUUGGAUUUAGCUAUUUCAUGCACCAAGGUAGCAUUUGAAGCAAGGCCCUCCAUGAGAGAAGUUGUGGGAAUGCUGAUGAAGAUGAAGGGUAGAGAAAUUAAGGAAGAUAAGAAGAAGGCCUCUUUCUAAUGGACGUGUGCUUUGAUAUGCAAUAGUAACAACCGCUCGAAGUCUACUAGUCUAUUAUUGUGAUGAUAUAUAGUAUGUAAAUUCUUCAAACCAUGUGCAACUAUUUGGAUCACUGGCACUUUGACCACAAUUGGUCACCUCUGCUCCUUUUGUUCUGAUUCACAGAGGGGCCAAAUGUUCAGCUUUGGUCAUUGUGAUCCUUUGCAAGGAUUAAAGUUGUUCAGAUUGUCUCCUUUGUAAAUUAGUCACUGUAGCGCCAGAGCCACUUGAGUUAAGUGGCGAGUGGCACUCAAAAUAAAUUGUUCAUGUGGCACUCUUUCAACAAACAAUAAAAAUAAAAGAAUUACUGUA